Molecule: messenger RNA, 1848 nt
Organism: Helobdella robusta
Lineage: Eukaryota; Metazoa; Annelida; Clitellata; Rhynchobdellida; Glossiphoniidae
Exons: 1
Coding region: 1-1848 (615 amino acids)
Source: RefSeq, a predicted model, not a curated record
AUGGAUGCUCCCAAACAAUGUUUGAUUGACAGAUGGGUUUUAGAAUAUGAGGUCUACGAACUCUGGAAAAAGUUUUCUGAUAAUCUCAGGAUUACACAGACGUGGCAAAUGAUGUACUAUUCAAAUUUCAUGCAGAAUGAAAAUAAAUUAAAAACAGUUUACGAAUCUCUUGGUCUAGAAGACCAACAGGAUGACACAGAAAUUAUUAAUUUGCUUUUGCUGAAAAUUAUGACAUCCAUAUCAUCUGCAUCCAAACUACCAGCAGACAGCAGCAAGGAUGUAAUAACUCCAUUGGAAGAAGCAUUAAUGCAUGUUGAUCAGUUAUUCGAAUGCAAAUUAAAGGAAGUCGUCAAAAAUGCUCUUUUAAGAUUGAGAAAAGCCAUAAAACAGGAGAGUGUCAUAAUUUGUUUAAGAUGUCACAAAUUAAAUUUGGGUAAAUCAGUCUAUGAAAGAGUUUGGAACAAAAAUUCUAGCAUCAAAGAUUUUAACAUUAAAGUGAAUAUGGAAGCUUUGUUCAAAGAUGAUAUUAAUUUGUCAUCAGCUUUAAAUCAAUUCAGUGUUUCUGAGUUGUCUGAUAAUUGUAAACAUUUUUUUUCUAAAUAUUUCAACACAUUUUCUUUGCCCUUUUUAAAUAGGGUUGGAGAAAAGUUUGUUGAUAGCUAUCCUUCCAAAUUUGGACUUGUCAACAAAAAGAAAAAACUUUCAUCAGAAGUUACAAAGUACAAGCAUUUUCUUAUUCAGUGCUGGCUUGCAGAGUAUAUUAGUUACUUAGCUUGGAAAAAUGUAGAUGAAUUGUUAGAUGAAAAGUUUGAAUGGAUGAUGAAAUUUGUCUCAGAGAACAACGAUUUUGAAAGCAAAAAUUGUUUGUUGAUACGUUUUAUGUUCAAAUACAAUGAAAGAAAUAAAAAUGAUGAGACUAUUGCUUCUUUCUCUUCUCCUUCUGAAUUGUGUCUUGAACUUCUUGAAAAGAUGAACAUUUCUUUUCCUGAUGCAUUUGAUGGGUCAGAUCAGCUAAUUGGUACAUUAAAAUCCGAACUGAAAAGGUAUGCUGUUCUGAUCUGGUGCAGUAGAAACAUGUAUUCUAAAGCAAAAACAGUUUUUGAAAAAUUAUUUGCUGAUUCACCUGAUGAACAAGUUCUAACAUCAGAACUUAAUAAUAUCCUCAAUGGGUCAUUAAUAUUACAAGAUUUUUCAGAUAAGCAACUUGAUCAAGCCUUAAAGAACUACUUGGAAAAAGUUUUUUCUGCUAUUUCUCUACCCUAUUUGCUGACUAUGGCUGAGAAUGUGAUAAAUAAGAGUAAAAGCUUUAUGGAAAGUUUAGAUCUGACUGUUAAAAAAUCAACUGAUUCUAAUAAAAGACAUCGAACGUCCAAAAAACUUCCAAAUGAUUUUGUGUCCUCAGAUUUUCUCGAAGAUUUCAGAGGACAAAAAGGAAGAAAAUUGCAAGAAUUUAAAAAGAAUGGAAUUUACGAACCAUCAGAGGAGGAAGAUUUUUAUGAAUCUUUUCAGAAGACAUACUCUCCACAAUUUGAUUAUAAAGAGAAACAAGUUGAUAAAAUUAAAGUUAGUGAUUUAGCGAAAAUGAGCGAAUCAAUAAAAACAAACGAGUCAAAAAUAGAAGGUUUAGAUGCUGGAACAUGGCAGGAAGAUGAAGAAGAGUUAAUAUACCGAGGUUCCAUAAUGUUUGGAGUCGGAAAAUGGGAUUCAGUUGCUCAGAGACUUUUGAUCGGUCGAUCGGGUGAUGAUGUUAAAAAGAAGUGGACUUCAAUGAUAAAAACUGGUAAACUUAAAACAUUUAUUGAUCUCUAUGGUCCAAUACCAUGUUUUAAACUGGAAGAAAAUUACUGA